This is a messenger RNA of Penicillium expansum, 1191 nucleotides long. RefSeq names its product methionyl-tRNA formyltransferase. NCBI's taxonomy places the organism in Eukaryota, Fungi, Ascomycota, Eurotiomycetes, Eurotiales, Aspergillaceae. Bases 1 to 1191 code for a protein of 396 amino acids. The record is from RefSeq and is a predicted model, not a curated record. Gene Ontology annotation, cellular component: mitochondrion. Gene Ontology annotation, molecular function: methionyl-tRNA formyltransferase activity. The transcript is spliced from 4 exons. Gene Ontology annotation, biological process: biosynthetic process; conversion of methionyl-tRNA to N-formyl-methionyl-tRNA.
AUGUGGAUUAUUCCAGGCCCAGGGAGUCUACGUUUCUGCAAGAGACCGUUGGUCCUUCGAGGGCUUGUCUUCAGGUCAUAUGCUACCAAGACCUCCGAUCCGCUCCGCAUUCUCUUUUGCGGCUCUGAUGAAUUCAGUAUCGCCCACUUGAAAGCUCUUCAUGCUUAUCAUUUGAAACAGCCGGAGCGUAUUUCCUCCAUUGAUGUCGUCUGCAGACCUGGAAAGAGAGUUGGAAGAGGACUGAAGCAAAUUCGGGAAGUACCGCUCAAGGCGGCCGCAUCUGCUCUCUCACUUCCUAUUCAUGAGAUUGAUACUUUCACUGGAUGGACGCCCCCGACCUCCCCGAAGGGUCACAUAAACUUAGUGAUUGCUGUAUCAUUCGGACUUUUUGUUCCGCCGCGCAUAUUGAAUGGUGCCAAGUAUGGAGGUUUGAAUGUGCACCCCUCGUUACUACCAAACUUCCGUGGUCCUGCGCCGCUUCAUCAUACUCUUCUCGCCGGCGAGACAACUACUGGCGUGACGGUUCAGACAUUGCACUUAAAACACUUUGAUCAUGGAGUGAUAAUAUCACAAACACCGGCUCCGGGGUUCGACAUCCCCAAUCCAGAGUCCUGCACCGUCCCCGAGUUGGUGGAUUUUGUUGCACCUAAAGGAGCACAAAUGCUCGUGGAAAGCAUUGAAAAGGGUCUAUUCGUUCCUCCCAUUGAAAAUUCUGGUACUGUACAAACCGGAAAGUUGAAACACGCACCCAAAAUCAUACCAGAGGACCGGCACAUAAACUGGGCAAACUGGACCUUAGCAGAAAUCAACAGGCGUAACCGAGUGAUUGGAACUCUCUGGAGCAAAGCCCUCUGUGCAAGCAAUCCUGCAGAUGGACCUCUGUCAUUCCAGCAUAAACGAGUCAUUCUCACAGAUACUGAGGAGGUUGACCCGCCUAAGGGAUGCGAUUCAUUCUCAAUUCUCCCAGGUCUACCGUUUACAAACGCUUCCCACCCCGUCGAGCCAAAGAAGUCACGGCAGCUAUACGUUUUUACUGUCGAUGGCAAAGUUUUGCGUAUCAACCGGAUGAAAGUGGAAGGCGAGCAAGAUGCAGAGGGUCUGCGAGCUGCUAUCAAAGCUCGCAUGUUCGGUGAUCGAGCAUUCCAAUAUGAAGGCCGGGAUUUCACUCCCUUCCGCAACUCUCUUGUAUAA